This is a messenger RNA of Glarea lozoyensis ATCC 20868, 2694 nucleotides long. Its product is annotated as Ypt/Rab-GAP of gyp1p. NCBI's taxonomy places the organism in Eukaryota, Fungi, Ascomycota, Leotiomycetes, Helotiales, Helotiaceae. Bases 1 to 2694 code for a protein of 897 amino acids. The record is from RefSeq and is a predicted model, not a curated record. The transcript is spliced from 5 exons.
AUGGCGGAACACGAAUCUAAAGAACACACCCAGUCCGACGUGCAUACGGACAAGAGAGACUCGAGUGUUGCUGCGUCGUUGUCUGAUAGGGACGAUGUAAGUGACACAUUCGAGGAUGCCAAUGACACCGCAGCUAUUGAAUCGGCACAAAUGGCAACGGUAGUGAGAACACGCUCACUGACGAGACGGCGGUCUUCCUCUGGUGAGAGCGCCAAAAGAGACGACUCCCCCGAACAUCCUUCCGUCCCAGAUAUUCCUGAUACUCCUGCAACGGAAACGAACGAAUCAGUCACAGGGAGUCAUGAUGAUGCACCUCCAAAAUCCCCUCUUCUUACCUCGCACCGUCUCUCAAAUGCAUCCCUAGACAAUGUUAGUCUUGACGAAGAAGGAACCACAGAGAAAGCCGAGAGUGUACCGGCAACAAAGGAAGCAAAGUCACCACCCCCUAGUUUACCGGCGAGAGCACCCAAACCUGGUCUCCAAGGCUUAUCGGGGGCGUUGCCAUCUGUUCCUUGGGCGCCUCCUCCGCCAGCACCUCCAGCACAAGCAUCCUUACCGCCUCCACCACCGCCGUCGAGAAAGCUGACAAGCCCUUUCGCAUGGCUAUCAAGAAAUACAACAUCCAACAAGGAAACCGUUGCCUCUCCGCCAUUGCCCUCCCCUAACACCGAGCGGCGUAAUACUGCCUCAUCGAUUGCAACCAUCGGAAGCAACCCCGAAAUGAUGUUGAGCAAGCUCGAAGAGGGCCAAGAGCGAGAUGGCGUGAAUGGGAACCAGAAGCCGGCAAGAAACAGCCUGCGAGACAGAUUCAAGCUGUUACGAAUGCGGGAGGAAGCUGGCAUUACCAGUCUCGGAGACGAUGAGAAAGGAGGACCUUCCUUGAGUUUGUCAAGCCCGGGAGUUCGAGUAGACGAAAGAGAAUUGUCACUUGCAGCAAGUUCCCCCCGGUCGCCGCAUGCAUCAACCCCCAAUAUUGCUACGGUCAAUCCAGCUUUGGCACCCGGCACCGCAUCUGGGGUGUCCGCUGGCCCUUCAGCGAUGGGUGAUCCUUCGGCGCCUGUCGACUGGGACUUGUGGCAAUCGGUGGUAUAUGAAGGUCCAGCUGCAGUUGCCCGAACGAGCGCAGAGGAGUUGAAUCGAGCCAUUGCAACAGGGAUUCCAAAUGCUAUACGAGGUGUGGUGUGGCAAGUGCUAGCACAGAGCAAGAGUGAGGACUUGGAAAGUGUCUACCGAGACUUGCUCAUCCGUGGCACUGAUAAGGAGAAGGAUAGAAUGAGCUCGUCGAGUGGAGUAGCAAGCAUGAUUCAUAGCUCCAGCUCAGUAAAUGGCGAGGUCGCCUCGUCGGCCUCGUCUAUUCAUUCAGAUCAUUCAACGCCUGCACAAGUACAUCUUAACGGGCUCAGAUCGCCCACACCACCAAAAGACGCAGAUGCCUUGGCUAAGGCUCAAGCAGCUUCAAUUGCACAAAGGAAGAAGAAGGCCAAAGAAGAUGCCGCUGCGCUAGCAAAACUUGAAAAGACCAUUCGAAGGGAUCUUGGCGCCAGAACCAGCUAUUCAAAAUUUGCAGCCAGUGCAGGGCUACAGGAAGGCCUUUUUGGUGUAUGCAAGGCGUACGCACUUUUUGAUGAGGGUGUGGGAUAUGCGCAGGGUAUGAACUUCUUGGCCAUGCCUUUGCUUUUUAACAUGCCCGAAGAAGAAGCGUUCUGUUUGCUAGUCAGAUUGAUGAACAAGUACCACUUGAGAGAUUUAUUCAUUCAAGAUAUGCCAGGCUUGCAUAUGCAUCUAUACCAAUUUGAGCGAUUACUGGAAGACUUUGAACCAGCGUUGUACUGCCAUCUGCAGCGACGCCAAGUAACGCCACAUUUAUACGCCACACAGUGGUUCCUUACCCUUUUCGCAUAUCGAUUUCCCCUUCAGCUUGUGCUUCGAAUCUAUGAUUUAAUUCUCAGCGAAGGCUUAGCAGCUAUUCUGAAGUUCGGUAUUGUCCUGAUGCAGAAAAAUGCUGCAGCUUUGCUUGCCAUGAAUGACAUGGUAGCGUUGACUACACAUCUUAAGGAUAGAUUGUUCGACGUUUAUAUCGACCAAGCGCCGUCGGCCGGAUCCAUACUUGAGUCUGGUUUCUUUGGAAAUUCCGGUGCCAGCAUUGACAAGGAAGUUUAUCGUGCCGACCAGCUGAUUCAAGAUGCUUGUGCAGUCAAAAUUACCCCCGAGGUACUCAAAACUUACACCUUGGAAUGGGAAGAAAAGACACGACUAGAGAAGGAACGUGAAGCGGAGCUUGAGACUUUGAAGUCAACCAAUCAGGCGCUUUCACUCAAGGUCAGGCGUUUAGAAGAACGAGUCCAAGAGCAUGACACGGAACAUGCAGCUCUAGCUACCGAUCUUGUAAGGACCAAAGUCGAAAACGAAGAGCUCAAAGACAAGAACGAGUCACUUCAGGUGCAAGUUCGAGAGCUUCGAAUUGUUGUUGAAAAACAGCCCGAAGAGGUAGAACAACGAUUGAAAAGUGAGAUGGAUCGGUUGUUGCAAUCCAACAAAGAGGUGCACGAAGAGAACACCAGGCUCGAGGAAGAGAUGAGCGAGAUGGAGAAGAAUCUUGUGGAAACCAAGAUGAUGUAUGCCGAGAUCAAUUCCCAAUACGAAACUCUAAAUCAAAAAUGGACGGAUGUUCGGAAAGCGCUUAACGAAGUUUAA